Oppia nitens is the source of this 2312-nucleotide messenger RNA. RefSeq names its product mannosyl-oligosaccharide glucosidase-like. Gene Ontology annotation, molecular function: Glc3Man9GlcNAc2 oligosaccharide glucosidase activity. The record is from RefSeq and is a predicted model, not a curated record. Gene Ontology annotation, cellular component: endoplasmic reticulum membrane. The transcript has a single exon. Bases 3 to 2222 code for a protein of 739 amino acids. Lineage: Eukaryota; Metazoa; Arthropoda; Arachnida; Sarcoptiformes; Oppiidae. Gene Ontology annotation, biological process: oligosaccharide metabolic process; protein N-linked glycosylation.
UAAUGAUAUUUGUUGGUUGUUUUGCAUCAAUUUCUUGCAAUUCAACAGAUGUGAACAUACCAUUUGACCACCGAUUUCAUAUGGAGCCCAUCCUUCCCUACAACACUUGGGGUACAUUUAGAGGAAUGUAUUAUUUCGGUCUCAGGACUACACAACCCGACUCUCCAUCCAUUGGUUUAAUUUGGUUCAAAAAUUCUGCGUCCGAUGUAUCACAUCUACAGUUGAGACACACCUGUCAUCCGGACGAUGGUAUUAUCUAUGGCUGGAAAGCACAUAAUUUUCAAGAUUUUGGUUUCCAAACCAUAACCGAUCAAAAUUAUAAACUAAAUACAAGUUUUGUAAAACAUACCAAUGCUAACAAUUGGUCAGCUUUGGUGUCAGUCGACAAAAUCACUGCAAACAAUAUUAAUGAUGAGACGAUGUCUGUUGUAAUGUACAUAUCAUUAAUGAGAGACAAGGAUUAUAUCACAAUAAGUGGUUUUAAUACCAGUUUUAUUAAUAUAAAAGGUUAUAAUCAAUAUAUUGGUAAUUUUACACUUAAUAUAAAAGCUGAAAGUAAUGCAUUAAUAUAUGGUGGACAGUUAGUCAGUAAUGCAACAAUUAUUGAUAUUAGUAAAGCAAUUAAAAGUAAUUUAUCUAAAAUGACAAUCAAUGGGACGGAUAUAUAUGGCUUAAAACAGGGCAUAACUCCAACCCAUACCCAUCUCAUUGCAUAUCAAGUAGUCUCCAAAGGAUCGUUUAAAGUGAGAACAGAUUUUAGUACUGGAAAGUCAUAUUUAAAUGAUAUACAAAAUAACGAGGAUUUUGAAAGUGAAUUAAAGAAAAAAAUAUAUAAUUUUGACGAAGAAUUUGAUAAAAAGUUUCGAUUAAAAUCAAAAGGUUUUAAUGAAAGUCAGAUCGCAUUUGGAAAGUCAAUACUCAGUGAAAUGAUUGGAAGUAUUGGUUAUUUUAAUGGCAAUCUUUCAGUUAACUCACCCGGUAUGACACAACCUAAAACAUACGGUCCAUUACAGAUACUAUCAGCCGUACCCUCUCGUCCCAUAUUUCCUCGUCCUUUCUUAUGGGACGAAGGUUUUCAUAAUCUAGUCAUCCAACGCUGGAACAGCUCAUUGACGACUACUAUCAUGAAGUCUUGGUUUAAUCUUAUGAAUGUCGACGGAUGGAUACCCCGCGAGAUCACAAUUGGCGCCGAAAGUAUUGAUAACUUUCAUGGACUCAAUACUCAAACAGAUGUGAACGCCAAUCCCCCGUCAUUCUUGUUAACCAUUGAUACUCUGAUGAAAAACAAUGAAAUCGAUAAGUCAUAUCUGAAAGAGAUAUACCCCCGACUAAGUUCAUGGUUUAACUGGUAUAAUACAUCUCAAAGUGGCACUAAAAUGGCAACAUAUAGAUGGAGAGGCAGAUCACAAGACAGUAUACAUGAAUUGAAUCCUUCAACUUUAACCUCUGGUCUCGAUGACUACCCACGGGCUACACAUCCCACUGAUGAUGAAUAUCAUUUAGACUUGAGAUGUUGGAUAUGGUUGGCAGCGGAUGUUAUGACACGUAUAGCCGAUGCAAUUGGAGAUACAGUCAUGAAAAGCAAAUACAAAGCGACAGCAGAUUUAUUGGCCGACAACGGCUUAUUAGAGACACUUCAUUGGUCUGAAGCGGAUAAAGCCUAUUGUGAUUAUGGAUAUCACUCGACAAACGUUUCGCUGGUCAAAGACUCGACCGGACAGUAUGUACGCAAAGUAUGGACACCACCUAAAUAUCAGUUGACAUGCGAUCAAUUAGGUUAUGUCAAUCUAUUCCCUUUGAUGUUUGGUCUAAUAGAGCCCAACAAUACACGAUUAGGUCAUGUUUUAGAUAUAAUUGGCAACUCAUCUCAAAUGGGAUCACCAUAUGGAUUGAGCUCAUUGUCUAAAACAAGUUUUUACUACAAUAAGUGGAACAGUCAGUGGGGAUCGCCCUACUGGAGGGGUCCCAUUUGGAUUAAUAUCAAUUAUCUGGUACUUCGAUCUCUCCACUAUUACGGCAGUCUUAAGGGUCCCAAUCAACUAAAAGCACAAAACUUAUAUAAAGAGCUCAGAAAUAAUAUAAUCACAAAUAUGUUUAAUCAAUACGAGAAAACUGGGUUUAUAUGGGAACAGUAUAAUGAUAUAUCGGGUUCGGGUCAGUGCUCCCACCCGUUUGUCGGGUGGUCAGGGGUUGUCCUACUCAUUAUGACUGAGUCUUACUAAACAUUAAUUCUAUUCACAAAACUUUGACUUACGAUACAAUUAAAUUAAAAAAAUAUAAUUCAAAAUUGUAAAUUAUAAAUUAAAUUUUAU